AGUGGUUGACCCGUGGCUCAGUGAUUUGGUUCGUUGUUACUUCUAACAUUAGUUAUCUACCAGCAUAGUGCAUACCAGUCUCCAAAAACUUGUAUUUAAACUUUGUUUCAUCUCGAGUAUUGUUUAUAUAAAGAAGAAUGAGUGCCCGCCGGGGACCUGCAGAAGAGGAAGAAGAGGAGCUGGAUGGAGGUCCAGGACUGGCAUACAUGCCAUUUGUUGUUAUGGACGAUCUGUUAGACAAGCUUAAGCUACUUGGAUAUGAUAAAGACUUCCUUGUAGAGCUUAAAAUGAAACCAUUAAGCAGGCAUUAUUUUGCCUUACAAACUAAUCCUGGGGAACAGUUCUACUUGUUCACAUCACUGAGUGCAUGGCUGAUACGUAAGACAGGAAGAAAUAUGGAACAACCACAAGAGUAUGAUGAUCCAAACUCAACUGUUUCCAACAUACUUGAUCAUCUCAGACAAUUGGGCAUUGCAGUUGACUUUCCACCAAACAAGCUUAAGGUUGGUUAUGGUGAACAUGCCAUUUUUGUUCUUGAUCGACUUGCAGAUUUCGCACUUAAGCAAGACAAUUUUUUGUGGAAAAAACCUAUAUAUCCUGCUGAGGAUACUGGAGGGGAGGAUGGAGAAGUGAAAGACGAAGCUGAACUCACUCUUGACAAAGUGGAGGAAGAAAUGAUGGCUGAAUAUGAUGAUGAUGAUGAAGAAGAAAAUAUUCUUCACAUGGAUGACCUCAAAGACCUGACUGCACAAAAAGAUGGGGAUGCUUGGCCAGAUGAGAUCCUUCAUUCCAACACUACAUCAGAAGAAUGGAGGUUGGAACUGGAGCGUGUUCUGCCUCAGCUAAAAGUGACCAUAAGAUCAGAUACCCGUGACUGGCGAUCUCACAUUGAACAGAUGCACGAACAUCGAUCCAAGAUAAAUGAGACACUCAACUUUACUCAGAAACAACUUGAUGGUCUUCACUCGGAAAUUUCUCGUAGUCUGGAAAAAAUUAGCUCAAGAGAAAAAUAUCUUAAUGGCCAGCUAGAGCCUCUUCUGUUGGAAUAUCGGAACCUUCAGAAUGUAGCAGCAGAGAGUCGAGAACAGUAUCGUGUAGUAUCAACGAAACUUGUGGAGAAAUCUCAUGAACUGGCGCAGAUAUCUGAUGAACUAGACCGUGUUAAACACGAGAUGGAGGAAAGAGGCUCCAGUAUGACUGAUGGCACCCCUCUGGUGAACAUAAGGAAAGCACUGACACGAGUGCGACAAGAGAUCACAGCCAUGGACGUGCGCAUAGGAGUGGUAGAACAAAAGUUGUUGCAAGCUAAGCUCAAGGACAAGUCCAACAUGCAGAGGGACAUGAAUGCUCCUGUGUACAACAAUAUGGACAUGGGCCUUUUCUAGUGCUCAUAUAAACCUCCUGUAGUGGUACCCAUACCAUCCUGCCACUUACUCUGGAGUCUGGACACAACUUUAUGUACGUUUGUAGUGGAUUUCUCCCCUACAAACGCUGUUUGUCGCUGAGUAGCCGACCCCACCAAUUCCCCAGUGUAUGCCUCGUG
Messenger RNA from Homarus americanus (American lobster), 1543 nucleotides. It is a transcript of the gene IFT57, whose product is annotated as intraflagellar transport protein 57 homolog. Lineage: Eukaryota; Metazoa; Arthropoda; Malacostraca; Decapoda; Nephropidae. Gene Ontology annotation, cellular component: Golgi apparatus; cilium; centrosome. The transcript is spliced from 10 exons. Bases 138 to 1385 code for a protein of 415 amino acids. Gene Ontology annotation, biological process: non-motile cilium assembly; intraciliary transport. The record is from RefSeq and is a predicted model, not a curated record.